Molecule: messenger RNA, 2308 nt
Organism: Notolabrus celidotus (New Zealand spotty)
Lineage: Eukaryota; Metazoa; Chordata; Actinopteri; Labriformes; Labridae
Gene: eevs
Product: 2-epi-5-epi-valiolone synthase
Exons: 5
Coding region: 52-1407 (451 amino acids)
Biological process (GO): antibiotic biosynthetic process
Molecular function (GO): 3-dehydroquinate synthase activity
Source: RefSeq, a predicted model, not a curated record
ACUUGUGUGAGCUCUUUUUUUCUUCUCUCUCUUAACCUUCUAACAGCAAGAAUGGGAAAGGUUCAUCUGAAGGACAAAGAAAUUAAAGAAAAGAAAACUGAGUUCAGCUUGGUGCGGGUAAAAAGUACCUGGAAGUGCAAACCAGGAAAAAAGAUUAAUAGGGAUGCAGUUGACUGUGUCUCUGAUGCAAAAAUUUCUGAGAGCAACACAGGAAAGGGGACUACUUGGACAGUCAAGAGCCCCAUUGUAUUUACAUACAAGGUAACUGAGAGUCCAGGCCUGCUGGACCCAAGCAAUGACACACUCUUACUUGGCCACAUCACUGACCCCCAGCAGUUAGAGGACAUUAAAAAAUCCAACAAGCCAUUAAGACGCUUUGUAGUCAUUGACCAAGAUGUCUACAAAAUCUAUGGUCCCAAGCUAACUGAAUAUUUGGAGGCCAACAAUGUCAAGUACAAGAUAUUGGCACUCCCCACCACUGAGGAAAACAAAUCCAUGGAAUUGGUUUUGAAAAUAGUGGAAGAGGUCAACAACUUCUCUCUUGACCGCCGCACAGAGCCCAUCAUUGCUAUUGGUGGAGGGGUGUGCCUGGACAUAGUGGGCCUGGCUGCCUCACUCUACAGACGACGCACCCCUUACAUCAGGGUCCCAACCACUCUACUCUCCUACAUCGAUGCAAGCUUGGGGGCUAAGACAGGGGUAAACUUUGCACAGUGUAAGAACAAGCUGGGUGCUUAUAUUCCUCCUGUCGCUGCCUUUCUUGACCUGUCCUUCAUACAAACUGUUCCACGACGACACAUCUCUAAUGGGCUGGCAGAGAUGCUAAAGAUGGCCUUGAUGAAACAGAGAGGCCUCUUUGACCUUCUUGAGAAACAGGGCCGUAUGCUGUUGGACACUAAAUUCCAGGCUGACAACACUGUAUGCGGACAGAAGGCUGCAUCACAAGCAACAUAUAUAGCCAUCAAAGUCAUGUUGGAGGAGCUUGCACCAAACCUUUGGGAGGACGAUCUUAACAGACUUGUGGACUUUGGUCAUCUAAUCAGCCCUGCAUUAGAGAUGAAAGUUCUCCCAUCUCUGCUGCAUGGAGAGGCAGUGAACAUAGAUAUGUCUUACAUGGUGUAUGUGUCCAAAGAAAGUGGUCUACUGACAGAAGAAGAAAAGCAAAGGAUCAUCAACUGCAUGGUGGACCUGGAGCUGCCUGUCUGGCAUGAGGCCUGUACCAUGGAGCUCAUACAAAGGUCUCUGCAGGACAGGCUCAAACACUCUGGAGGGCUGGUCAGAAUGCCCUUGCCUGUUGGUCUUGGUCAAGCUGAUAUUUUCAAUAACACAUCUAGUGAGAUCCUGCAAAGAGCUUAUGAAAAAUGGUGUGAUGACUUGGGCGUCCCCUCUGACAACCAGGAUGAUUAACAUGCCCAUGCUACAACUACCUGCUUCUGUAAUAUGAAAUGAAUGGAAUUCAUAAAAUGUACUCUUCAUAGAGAAAAUUAUAUUUUUGAAAAUAAAUUGUAAUCGAAAUAAUUUGCAUGCUGUAUUUUUUACUUUACGACAUCAUAGACCAGAUGAUGUUAUUUGUUAUGAUGCUUCUAAAAGCUUCGAUCAAACAUGUAUUCUUGCAGUUUUUCUUUGACAAUGCUGACAACACCAGAUGCUGCAUGUCUGUCAAUGAAUUCAAAGGAAUGGAAGUAGAUCAAUUAAUAAAAAAACACCUGAUUUCACUGUCAAAAAGGCUGCCUGUUGCUUUAAGACAGUGGAGAGUGAUUAACCAGCCAAUCAGUGGCCACCUGGCCAGCAGAGGAAGCUACCCAAACACAGCUCUCACACCAUCAGUGCCUGCUGCAUGUAGGAUGCAGAAUUUACACAUUACUUCUCAGUUCUUUGUAGAGUUUUUGGGGCUUGUUAGUGCGUGCUCCAUCUCAGGUAAUUUGUACGUCCAUUGAAUAGUAAGUUGUCUUAACUCUCUGUUUAUUUACUAAGUUAGAAGUUCCCCUGCUAAUUAACCUGAUAGGUUGCAGUUUUGUAGUUUUGCAUUCCUGUUUGACACUUGUAGCGUUACAUUUGAUGACAGAAGCGUGAUUAAGCACACAGUAAGAUUUCACAGUUAAGAGAUUGGUUUUCAUAGUUAUCUUAAAGAUAGAGUAUGUAAGUUUGAUGUGUGUACUUUUUAUGUUCUUUAAGAGACUAUACACACACACACACACACACACACACACACACACACACACACACACACAAACAUACCUUUAUGAAGAAGAUUGUUAUGUCUGGAAGCAGAUUACAAGCACUUUAAGUAAUAAAAGGACACUUCUAC